Messenger RNA from Uloborus diversus, 3814 nucleotides. Its product is annotated as calcium-activated potassium channel slowpoke-like. Gene Ontology annotation, cellular component: postsynaptic membrane. Gene Ontology annotation, biological process: potassium ion transport; transmembrane transport. The coding region runs from base 14 to 3319 and encodes 1101 amino acids. Gene Ontology annotation, molecular function: large conductance calcium-activated potassium channel activity. The transcript has 27 exons. The record is from RefSeq and is a predicted model, not a curated record. NCBI's taxonomy places the organism in Eukaryota, Metazoa, Arthropoda, Arachnida, Araneae, Uloboridae.
AGAUGGAGUGGAAAUGUGCCAAUCUUGGGCAACCAACACCACCCAACAGAUAGACUUAGCGCUAAAUAUAUUUUUUAUGGUCUACUUUUUUAUACGUUUUAUAGCCGCGAGUGACAAGUUGUGGUUCAUGCUGGAACUAUAUUCCUUUGUUGACUACUUCACUAUUCCACCGUCCUUCGUUUCCAUCUACCUGGACAGAACGUGGAUAGGUCUCCGCUUUUUGCGGGCGCUGCGUCUGAUGUCAGUACCGGACAUCUUGCAGUACCUGAAUGUGCUCAAGACCAGCAGUUCGAUCCGCCUCGCCCAGCUCGUGUCCAUCGUCAUCAGCGUCUGGCUCACUGCAGCGGGAGUUAUACAUCUGCUGGAGAAUUCUGGGGAUCCUCUGGAAUUCAUGAACCCUCAGAGCCUGACGUACUGGGAGUGCGUGUACUUCCUGAUUGUAACUAUGUCGACGGUGGGCUACGGAGACAUCUACUGUCAGACGUCCUUGGGGCGGGCCUUCAUCGUGUUUUUCAUUCUCGUCGGUUUGGCGGUGUUUGCUAGCUGCAUUCCGGAGAUCAUUGAUCUGAUUGGUUCCCGGCCGAAAUACGGGGGAACCUUCAAGUCCGAACGAGGUCGAAGGCAUAUCGUGGUUUGUGGACAUAUCACCUACGAGUCUGUGUCUCACUUUCUUAAGGAUUUCCUUCAUGAGGACCGUGAAGAUGUUGAUGUAGAAGUUGUGUUUUUACACAGAAAACCACCGGAUCUAGAGCUGGAGGGAUUGAUCAAGCGACACUUCACCACGGUGGAGUUUUUCCAAGGCAGCGUUAUGAAUACGAUUGACCUCCAGCGAGUGAAGGUACACGAAGCAGACGCUUGCCUGGUGCUAGCCAACAAAUACUGUCAAGAUCCCGAUGCAGAAGAUGCUGCCAACAUUAUGAGGGUCAUCUCCAUCAAGAAUUAUUCAGAUGAAAUUAGGGUCAUCAUCCAGCUUAUGCAGUAUCACAACAAGGCGUAUCUGCUGAACAUUCCAAGCUGGAACUGGAAGCGUGGCGAUGACGUCAUUUGCGUGUCGGAGCUAAAACUGGGCUUUAUUGCCCAGAGCUGCCUGGCGCCGGGGUUCUCGACCAUGAUGGCCAACCUGUUCGCCAUGCGCUCUUACAAAACGUCUCCUGACAUGCCCGAGUGGCAGAACGACUACCUGUGCGGCACCGGGAUGGAGAUGUACACUGAGCAUCUGUCGUCUUCCUUCGGAGGGAUGACCUUCCCACAGGCGGCAGAGCUCUGCUUCGUCAAACUGAAACUCCUGUUACUGGCGAUUGAGAUUCCUAACGACGACAGCUCUGACACAAAGAUUACCAUCAAUCCCAAAAAGAAGGUAAAGAUCGGGCCAAACACUCAGGGAUUCUUUAUGGCACAAUCGGCAGACGAAGUUAAAAGGGCGUGGCAUUAUUGUAAGCACUGCCACGAAGACGUAAAAGACGAGAAGCUCAUCAAGAAGUGCAAGUGCAAGAAUCCCAAAGAUUCCAAACAGAAAGUGGCGCUGUUUAAGAAAGGUGUCAGAGCUGUUCAAGUUGUUGGGCGGGCAAAGUUUUUUAUCUCGAGGACGGGCAGCGCGGUGGACGUGGAAGCCGACGUCUCAGACUCGGACCACAACGAGAGUGUUCACAACUCUACAUUCCCAACCUUCACGCCUCCAGAAAUACCCAAGAGGGUGAAACUAAGAGACCCUACAAAAAAUCCUACUGAUUUGGGCAACGUGGUGGGCGGCCGCCAUGGUGUGGUACCGCACCGACAGGCUAUUACCACCGGUUCUACCCCUCGUCAAAGAACCACGCCCUCCAGCGGUGCACUGAAGGCACCGCGAGCCAACCCUUCGACACCCCUUCUCACGUCGCCGGCGCCUAACAGCUCGGUGCCCAAUUCGGGUGGCGCUACCCUCUUUCCCAGCCCGCUGGCUAACACAACGCACGGCGCCCGGACCGACGACACAUUCGCUGGCUUACACCUAGCCUAUGAAGUGAAAAAACUCAUUACGAGUUUUCUCUCUCUCUCCUCUCUCUCUCGGACUAUGGACAGGCCGACGAGCCGCGCCGGUGUCACCAAUGGGUCCAGCAAGCAAGAAGGACCUCUCUCGGUCGGAUUAGCUGACGAUCAGGCCAAGGAUUUUGACUUCGAGAAGACCGAGAUGAAGUACGACUCGACGGGGAUGUUCCACUGGUGUCCGGCCAAAUCCCUCGAAGACUGCAUCCUGGACCGGAAUCAGGCGGCCAUGACCGUCCUGAACGGUCACGUGGUUGUGUGCCUCUUCGCGGACCCAGAUUCUCCCCUGAUCGGACUGCGCAAUCUGGUGAUGCCCCUGCGCGCCUCUAAUUUCCACUACCACGAACUGAAGCAUGUCGUUAUCGUCGGCAAUGUCGAUUACCUACGCAGAGAGUGGAAGAUGCUACAGAAUCUGCCCAAGAUAUCUAUUCUCAACGGUUCUCCGCUGAGUCGCGCUGACCUCCGCGCUGUCAACAUCAACCUGUGUGACAUGUGCGUCAUCCUGUCGGCCAAAAUUCCGAGCAGCGAUGAUCCGACUCUAGCGGACAAGGAGGCUAUUUUAGCUUCGCUCAACAUCAAGGCCAUGACCUUCGACGACACCAUCGGAGUGCUUACGCACAAUCCCGGAGACCCAGAUGCCUUAUCCCCCCUCGGUAGUCCCAUAGUGAUGCAGAGAAGAGGAUCCGUGUACGGGACUAACGUCCCUCUCAUCACAGAACUUGUGAACGACACGAAUGUGCAGUUCCUGGACCAGGAUGAUGACGACGACCCGGACACCGAACUCUAUCUAACGCAGCCGUUCGCCUGCGGCACGGCCUUCGCGGUCAGUGUCCUAGACUCCCUCAUGAGCACGACGUAUUUCAACGCGAACGCGCUGACGUUGAUCCGUUCGCUGGUGACCGGGGGAGCGACGCCUGAGCUGGAGCUCAUCCUGGCAGAAGGGGCGGGACUCCGCGGUGGCUACUCCACCCCCGAAUCGCUGGCCAACAGGGACCGUUGUCGCGUGGGCCAGAUCUCCCUCUACGAUGGACCCCUCGCCCAAUUCGGGGAGGGGGGCAAGUACAGCGAUCUGUUCGUGACGGCCCUCCGCAGCUACGGCAUGCUCUGCAUCGGGCUCUACCGGUUCAGGGAUACCAGCUCAUCGUGCGAGGCCUCCUCCAAGCGAUUCGUCAUCACCAACCCGCCCGCCGAAUUCCCGCUCCUGCCCACGGACAUGGUGUUCGUGCUAAUGCAGUUUGAUCCUGGCCUUGAAUACAAGCCGAACCGAGGAGAAGAACCGAAAGAAGACAACUCCUGACUCCUGCACUGUAGCGCCUUGACGGACGGGCCUUACUCCUUUAUCUGAAUGAGAAAAAAGCAAUAUCCCCUGUAAAUGCGGUCGCUCUGCUGUCUGGAAAACGGCAGAUUCCCAACCCGCCAAACCUCUCCUCACAUUCAAGAAUCUAUUCAAAGGCCUUUUUUAUACCCCAUCCUUUCUAAAUCCAUCCCUGAAUUAGGACUUCGAAGAUAAACGCCUUAAAUAAAUCUGAAGAUCAAGUUGCUAUCUCGAUAGACAAUGAACCACAUUUAGAUAAAACUUGUCACCGCAAUCUGGUUCCAAUGAAAAAAGUUUUGGUAUAUUCCAAAAUACAAAUUAAUGGAUCAUCUCUGUCACUAAAGUCUAAUUGGGAAUUUCCACUUUCUUAUACUUAAUUCGUCCGUAUUGAAAAGAAUCAUUUGAUCCUUAGGCAGUUUAAAAAUCGCAGAACGCAAUUUUUCUUAUGAGGCAAAAAUAAUUUAAAAAAAAAAGAAA